Molecule: messenger RNA, 667 nt
Organism: Hydra vulgaris (swiftwater hydra)
Lineage: Eukaryota; Metazoa; Cnidaria; Hydrozoa; Anthoathecata; Hydridae
Source: RefSeq, a predicted model, not a curated record
AUGCUCACACAGCACGUGUUCUCUUCUCUUAAUUACACAACAUUAAAAAAUGCACGCGCAUCUAAACUUACAAAAGCAAAAGUUGUGACCGUUAAGAUACAUGUAGGGUUGAUAUCAAUAGUACUGAUAGAUGAUGUUCAAGGAAAUAUUGAAAAUGAUGUAAAAUGUGAAAUUCUGUUAAAUGUCACAUAUAAUGGAGAGAUAUUUGAAAAUUUCCUGAAUAUCAGUCUUAACAUAAGCUAUUGGAAUCUAAGUGAACCAGUCGUUAAUGUUUCUUGGGAAUACUUCUUACCACCUUACAUAAAGUUUCCAUCUAUAUAUACAUCAGUAAAUGAAGUUUAUAUUCAUAAUAAUAGUUUUAAAUAUGAGGUUAAACAAUUACCAAACAUUGGAAUUAAUCAAAAUGUUAUUGGUAUUAUUGAUAAAACUAGCUGUUUGUUUUGCCAAACUUACAUUGACAUUCCAAUAAUGAUACAUUUUGAAAAUAAUAAUAGAAGUUCAUGUAAUUUAUUUCAAACACUUUGGAAUGAUGUAGACAAAAUUUGUAACACGGAAAGUAUUGUAACAGAAUGUGUAAACUGGAUUGAUUAUUGCAACUGGACAAACAGCGAUUAUGUGAACACCAAUAGUUGUUACAAUUCUACUUGCACGCCUGUUUGCUUUGUUG